This is a messenger RNA of Ostreococcus tauri, 576 nucleotides long. RefSeq names its product unnamed product. The transcript has 2 exons. The record is from RefSeq and is a predicted model, not a curated record. Bases 1 to 576 code for a protein of 191 amino acids. Lineage: Eukaryota; Viridiplantae; Chlorophyta; Mamiellophyceae; Mamiellales; Bathycoccaceae.
AUGUCGCGCCCGAGCGCGCGCGCGGACUUGGGGGCGACCGCGAGCGCGCGGUCGUGCGUCGGCGUGACGACGUUCGACGACGGGCGGGAGAGCGCGCGGGGGGUGCCGAGGUGUUACGGCGUGACGUGGCGCGCGGCGGCGGCGUUGGACGAGACGCGCGGACGGACGAUGAAGACGGGGGAGGUUUUGGGAAAGUAUAGGUACGCGUGCGUCGGACGAAGCGCGCGGAGAGUGCCGUUUUAUCCGGAGGGACGACGACGGCCGACGAUGGAGGAGCGUAAGGCUGGGACUGACUUUCCGCUGUGCCAAGGGCUGGAGAUUUUGGUCGCCGAGCGCGCGGCGGCGAGCGACGCGACGACGGAUCGACGCGGGACGCGAGGCGAGCGCGCGAACGCGGGGCGUUCGGGGAGUGGAUCGAUGGCCACGGGCGAGCGUUACGAGGGCGAACGCGGGGGUGGGAGCGAGGUCUUGAGCCGGGUGAACGCGAGCGCGGGUAAAAUAGCGCGAAACAUGGCGCGACACGCCUCCUUCAUCGCCGACGGCGCCUACGCCCUGUUCGUCGGCGGUCGACGAUAG